Molecule: messenger RNA, 1759 nt
Organism: Homo sapiens (human)
Lineage: Eukaryota; Metazoa; Chordata; Mammalia; Primates; Hominidae
Gene: HTR3D
Product: 5-hydroxytryptamine receptor 3D
Exons: 8
Coding region: 1-1365 (454 amino acids)
Biological process (GO): monoatomic ion transport; serotonin-gated cation-selective signaling pathway; monoatomic ion transmembrane transport
Cellular component (GO): serotonin-activated cation-selective channel complex; postsynaptic membrane; plasma membrane
Molecular function (GO): extracellular ligand-gated monoatomic ion channel activity; transmembrane signaling receptor activity; serotonin-gated monoatomic cation channel activity
Source: RefSeq, marked reviewed
AUGCAGAAACACUCUCCAGGCCCCCCAGCCCUGGCCCUCCUCUCUCAGUCUCUGCUCACUACAGGAAAUGGCGACACUUUGAUUAUCAAUUGCCCAGGCUUUGGCCAGCACAGGGUGGACCCUGCAGCCUUUCAAGCAGUGUUUGACAGAAAGGCUAUUGGUCCAGUCACCAACUACAGUGUCGCCACUCAUGUCAACAUCUCCUUCACCUUGUCUGCCAUCUGGAACUGCUAUUCCAGGAUUCACACCUUCAACUGCCACCAUGCCCGGCCUUGGCACAAUCAAUUUGUGCAGUGGAACCCAGAUGAAUGCGGAGGCAUCAAGAAGUCCGGCAUGGCAACUGAGAACCUAUGGCUUUCAGAUGUCUUCAUCGAGGAGUCUGUGGAUCAGACACCUGCAGGUCUCAUGGCUAGUAUGUCAAUAGUGAAGGCCACAUCAAACACAAUAAGCCAAUGUGGGUGGUCAGCAUCUGCAAACUGGACACCUUCUAUUUCCCCUUCCAUGGACAGAGCCCGGGCAUGGAGAAGGAUGUCCAGGAGCUUUCAAAUACAUCACAGAACCUCAUUCAGAACAAGGAGGGAGUGGGUACUGCUGGGUAUCCAAAAAAGAACAAUAAAGGUGACCGUGGCCACUAACCAGUAUGAACAAGCCAUCUUCCAUGUGGCCAUCAGGCGCAGGUGCAGGCCCAGCCCCUACGUGGUAAACUUUCUGGUGCCCAGUGGCAUUCUGAUUGCCAUCGAUGCCCUCAGUUUCUACCUGCCACUGGAAAGUGGGAAUUGUGCCCCAUUCAAGAUGACUGUUCUGCUGGGCUACAGCGUCUUCCUGCUCAUGAUGAAUGACUUGCUCCCAGCCACUAGCACUUCAUCACAUGCUUCACUAGUGGCGCCUCUGGCCCUCAUGCAGACCCCCUUGCCUGCAGGUGUCUACUUCGCCCUGUGCCUGUCCCUGAUGGUGGGCAGCCUGCUGGAGACCAUCUUCAUCACCCACCUGCUGCACGUGGCCACCACCCAGCCCCUACCUCUGCCUCGGUGGCUCCACUCCCUGCUGCUGCACUGCACCGGCCAAGGGAGAUGCUGUCCCACUGCGCCCCAGAAGGGAAAUAAGGGCCCGGGUCUCACCCCCACCCACCUGCCCGGUGUGAAGGAGCCAGAGGUAUCAGCAGGGCAGAUGCCAGGCCCUGGGGAGGCAGAGCUGACAGGGGGCUCAGAAUGGACAAGGGCCCAGCGGGAACACGAGGCCCAGAAGCAGCACUCGGUGGAGCUGUGGGUGCAGUUCAGCCACGCGAUGGACGCCCUGCUCUUCCGCCUCUACCUGCUCUUCAUGGCCUCCUCCAUCAUCACCGUCAUAUGCCUCUGGAACACCUAGGCAGGUGCUCACCUGCAAACUUCAGUCUGGACUUCUUUUUGCCAGAGAACUCCAGAAACCAGUCAGGCUCUCAGUCAGCCUUGUGGCCCUGUCAACCGCCUCAUUUUUAACCCAGUCCUCUGUGUAGUUUCAGACCAGACCUGAAUAGUCUCCUAUGCCCUCCAAAAGUCGGGUCCUUGCUCCUGCAUGCCAUCAGCCCCACUCAGCCCUCCCAUACCUCCCUGGCUCCUCAGGAUUCAGGUUCCUAGGGUACGUCCUUGAUUAAAUCACCCCAAUAUGCCCCUUUGCAGAAAGUAUUGGCUUUUCCCUGAAUUCUGUUAUGGUAAAAAAAAUCUUGGGAUUGAGAGUCUUCUUGCAGAAACUUCUCAGCCAAAGUAAAAAGGAUUUUCUCUUA